ACCAAAGGCCAUCAGACUGUUAAAUAGUCACCACUAGCCAGCCUCUGCACAGUACCCUGCCCUGAACUUUAGUCACUAUUUGAUCUCACACAUGUUUGUGACGUACAAACAACACUUAUUCAAUCAGUUUUGUCCAGUGGGUACAUGUUGCAUAAGCAUGAUUUAGCCUACUACUCUAUAAGUAAACUAAAAAAGAUAAGGUGUACAGCUGAUGUGCAGGUAUGAUUUAUUUGGUUUUAUUUAUUGAGCUCAUGUCUCAGUUCUAGAAGGAACAUGUGAGUGGACCAGAAGCAGUGCCCUUUGAGCAAGUUGUUGAUUGACAGACAGAGCUCAUUGAUUACACACACAACCUGAGACUAGUACGCUACUACUACAGUAUUAUAGUAGGGAGCCGAUUAGCCUGGACAGGUAACAGUUAAAUCUGAGCAGGUAAACUCCUGCAUAUGUGGCAUGAAAGAGCAGACUCAUCUGAGCAGGUAAAGCAGCAAAACCUCAGCACGUGAAAGUCAUGAAGUUGUGUGGUGACACUGGUGACUAUCUCUUUGGAUCUGUGAGGCUGGAGGCUUUGAAGCGGCGGAGGGCAGGAUGGGGCUAUCCCACCACUCUGCUGUGCAUCUAUGGGUUUUUCAGUACUGUGAAACCUAUAGAACCUUUCCUCAUACCUUACCUGACAGGUCCAGACAAAAACCUGACAGUGGAAAAGGUGACCAACGAGAUUUUCCCUGUGUGGACAUACUCCUACCUGGCUGUGCUGGUGCCCGUCUUCCUGCUCACCGAUUGGCUGCGCUACAAGCCCGUCGUGGUGUUCCAGUGCAUCAACCUCUUUGUUACCACGGCAAUGCUGCUCUGGUUGCAGGGAGUGGCAGCCAUGCAGGCAAUGCAGUUUGCCUACGCCGUGGUGACAGCCAGCGAGGUGGCCUACUUUUCAUACAUCUACAGCAUAGCGGAGCUGAAACACUACCGCAAAGCUACAUCCUACUGCCGUAGUGUACAGCUGCUAGGCUACACAAUGGGAUCUGUGCUGGGACAGUUGUUGGUCAGUUUCAACCUCAUGUCCUACAACAACAUCCUGGUACUUACCCUGGUGUUGAUCUCCAUCGCCCUGGUGACUUCCCUCUUCCUGCCCAUGCCACAGAGAAGCAUGUUUUUCCAUCGGAGUCAGGAUAGGCAUGAAACUGGAAAUGUAGAAGAACAGGACGCCCAAGAACUACCAGAGGCCCUAGGAAGAGAGGACAUGUGUGCAGGUGAUGGGGAAAUGGCAGAGUCCCCUGAGGAGCCAGUGAGAACUAGGAGCUGCAGCCAGGUUCUUAUCCAGCUGUGGAGAGACUUCCUCCAGUGUUACUCUACCAGGGAGCUGCUGUACUGGUCAGUGUGGUGGGCACUUGCCACCUGUGGCUAUAACCAGACAGUCAACUAUGUUCAGGUGCUGUGGCAGCACGUAGAGCCAUCCCAGAACUUCACAGUCUACAAUGGAGGGGUGGAAGCUGUGUCCAACCUAUUUGGAGCAGCGACAGCCUAUGGUAUUGGUUUCACCCAGGUGGAUUGGGCCCAGUGGGGAGAGUUGGCUCUGGGUUCAUUCUCUGGCCUGGGAGCUGCAGCCCUUUUCACGAUGACUUUCACAGCCAACAUCUGGGCCUGCUACGCUGGCUACAUUGUCUUCAAGUGCCUCUACAUUCUGCUCAUCACCAUAGCCAUGUUCCAAGUUGCUACUGAUCUCUCUAUGGAGAGAUAUGCACUGAUCUUUGGAGCAAACAACUUUGGGGCUUUGGUCCUUCAGACUAUCAUCACAUCUGUUGUGGUGGAUGGCAGGGGGCUGGGCUUGGGCAUCAUCCCACAGUUCAUCAUUUAUGGAAGCUACUUCUCAGCCAUCGCUGUCAUUUUCUUUCUGAGAGGUGUGUACACGAUAAUGAGAGUGCGGCAAAGCCACAGAGACUCCACCGCUGCAGAGGAGCCUCCAAGUCUGAAAGACAGUGACACUUGCCCUGAACAAAGACUGAGCAGAAGAAACUGACCACUGGGCCCUGGGUCGUGUUCGGUAGGCACAGAAUGGGAGAAAACGUUUGGAAAUGGGGAGUUUCUACCUGAAUGUGUCCAAAAAUAAAGCACAUUUUUGUUUUCUGUUACAAAACGUUUUGGUACAUUGUGCCCUACUGAAUUAGACACCGAUGACAUUCCA
This is a messenger RNA of Oncorhynchus tshawytscha (Chinook salmon), 2176 nucleotides long. It is a transcript of the gene slc19a3a, whose product is annotated as solute carrier family 19 member 3a. The record is from RefSeq and is a predicted model, not a curated record. Gene Ontology annotation, cellular component: plasma membrane. Gene Ontology annotation, biological process: transmembrane transport; vitamin transport. Lineage: Eukaryota; Metazoa; Chordata; Actinopteri; Salmoniformes; Salmonidae. The transcript has 5 exons. Bases 509 to 2011 code for a protein of 500 amino acids. Gene Ontology annotation, molecular function: vitamin transmembrane transporter activity.